This is a messenger RNA of Fopius arisanus, 1489 nucleotides long. Its product is annotated as ras-related and estrogen-regulated growth inhibitor-like. The record is from RefSeq and is a predicted model, not a curated record. Gene Ontology annotation, molecular function: GTPase activity; GTP binding. NCBI's taxonomy places the organism in Eukaryota, Metazoa, Arthropoda, Insecta, Hymenoptera, Braconidae. The coding region runs from base 23 to 658 and encodes 211 amino acids. The transcript is spliced from 5 exons.
CACCAGAAUCAUCGCCGAAGAGAUGACGAAUGUUAACAGGAUUCGGGUGGUCGUCCUCGGAGGCCCGCGAGUUGGAAAAUCUGCUGUUGUCGUGCGAUAUUUAACAAGGCGAUACAUCGGUGAAUACAGUUCAACGAGUGAUUUCCUCUAUCGUCACAGCGUUACCAUUGACAACGUCACAACAGAGGUGGAGAUACUGGAUACCUCCAGGUGCGAGGAAAAUGGCUGUUUGUAUUCACAUAUACGGUGGGGCGAGGCUUUCGUCAUCGUCUACAGUGUGACCUGCAAAAGGAGCUUUCAGGAGGCACGUGGACUUCUCAAACAACUGGCUGAUCUACGUUUGCCAUCUUACUUCACUGCCCUUCUCCUCGGGAAUAAACGAGACCUCGAUCAUGCACGAGAGGUGUGCGUAGAUGAGGGUCAACAGCUGUCAUUGGCUCACGGCUGUCAAUUUUACGAAGUGAGUGCAGCAGAGAGUCCAGCGGGUGCAGCCCUAGCCUUUCAAGCCCUUCUCCGAGAGGCGCGAUCAGUUCAACUUCUACGUGCCCUACCAAUAAGACGAAAACUCGGUGUUCACUCGGUAUCGAGGGUCCUAGGUACAAUAUUUGGUAAAAAUACGACGAAAGACAGGAAGAAGAGGCCAUCAUUGAGUAUAUGACGCCUCCUGUGCGCCCUCCUGCUGGGAGGACGUGACCAACCCGAAAAACGCACUGACGUUAUUGUUCUGAGGAGCAAUGUCUACGCUAAUCGUUGAUAAAGCCGUCAAGAAUUAUCACAGGGUUUUUUUUUUUGUCACGCCCCAGCCUCUCGUAAUCAGAGGUCGCAGGCUCUACCCGUGGAGUAUCGACUUCGCGGAGGAAAUUGUCAAAUCGAGACGGAGGUCGCACAAGAGUCAGUCGAAAGUCGAGAUGAAGACUAUUGGGACCUGAAUUGCGAUGAGAUGAUCGGUUUAAAUGCAAUGAGGUGUGCAAUCGAUGGUGAAUCACUCGUGUUUCUUACAGCAGUGAAAUCUUUUGUGAAAUUAAAAAUCUAAUUGGAUCAGCAGUCGAGUGCCAAUUUAAUCGGUCGAAAUUCAACUGAUCUUCGAAGCUAAUUAAAACCACUGGACUAUUGAUAUCAAUUCCAUUACUUGUUGUUUAGCCUAAAGAAAUUAUUAAUGUCAAUGAUUUUGUGCCGAUAAUGUGAUACCUCUUCAACAUCCUCAUACCUCAGAAUAAAAAUUCCACUCUCAUUCCAAUUAAUCAGAAAAAUCAUAUAGCAUUUUUUUUUAAACUCGUUACAAACUGUCAUGUAGCUUUUUACCCAUUGGAAUUAAUGUUUUGAAACUCGCCCAUCCACUGCCAUUCAUUUUACUUAAUUUUUCCUGCCCAAUGUAAAAACAAAAAAAAAAUGUCCAACGUGUCCGGAUGCCCGGAGAAAACGGUACGAGGAGCCAUCGUGAAUUCACUUUCCAAAAUUUUAUAUACGCAACAGUGGGAGAAAAAAAAAA